This is a messenger RNA of Salpingoeca rosetta, 1542 nucleotides long. RefSeq lists its product as uncharacterized. The coding region runs from base 237 to 1046 and encodes 269 amino acids. Lineage: Eukaryota; Choanoflagellata; Craspedida; Salpingoecidae. The transcript is spliced from 6 exons. The record is from RefSeq and is a predicted model, not a curated record.
CUUGUCCUUUCGUCAUCUUCGCAGCGAAAUUUUCGCUCUCUUCUGUCUCUUGACAACCCAAUACACACACACACAACGAACAAGCACCACAAGGACGAACACAACGAACACCACAACACAACACCUCUGCUCUGUGUUGAGGCGCGCAGCACCUGCACACACACACACACACACACACACACACACACACACAUACACACACAUACGUACAUACACGCACACCCUCUCACCGGAAGAUGUCGUUCUUCCAGCUGUCGCGGGAUGGCUUUGUUGGCGUGGACCGCUCGUCCCUGCCCGGUGGAGACGGGAGCAGCCGCCCCAACAGCAGGGUUGACGCGGACAAUAACACAUUCACGUUCUCCAACGUCAACGACGGCGGCGACAAUAACGGCGGUGAUGCGAACAGCAAAGGCGAUGAUGGCAGGAAGAGCGACAGCGCGGGUAACGGGCGCGCUGGUAGCGGUCACAGCCAACGCCACGCGCGGAGUCGUGGACAGCCAGGAUCCACCAUGAGCUCUAGGCCGCAAACUGGCGCGAACAAGCACAGCUUACAAGUCACGAUAGAGAGCAAGAAGUUUGGCCACCACGUCAAGCAACGCGCCAAUCGCCGCUUUGAUGAUGCCCUUGACGAGGAGCACGAGGUGACGCAGCAAAAGCUGGACAUGCUGCGAACAACAUGGCGGGCCAAGCAGGACACGUACAAAGUGCACGCAUAUGGAACACCCGAACAGAAGAAGCAAUACCAGGAGAACCUUCGACAAGAGAUUCUGACACAGCUGCAGGAGAAGGAGCAGAAGGAGCGAAAAGAGAAGCGGGAACGUUCAAAGGAGGCGCAGGUGGCGAUUGCGCAGGACCACGCUGUUGUGCAGAGCGAACACGACCAGCACCGCGAGCGCGCCCUCAAGAUGAAGCAGUACUCACGCUUCAACCAGCAGCUGAUGGACACGCGGAAGAGGGAAGCAAUGUCGGCGCGGCAGCAGCAGCACCAGCACGAACGCACCCUCCUCGACCAGGAAUCGUUCAACUGGAGCAAGACCCUCACUUGAUGAUAUGACGCACGGAUGCAUGGAUGAUGAUGGUGGUGGUGGUGGUGGUGAUGUCGUGAUGGCCGUGACAACAAUGGUAUGAUGACGGAUGCGUGGGUGCAUGGAUGGAUAAUGGUGGUGGUGGUGAUGAUAUUGAAGCCCGCCACCACCGCGUCUGUACACAUGUACACGAGGAAUCAACGUGUCGUGACGUGUCCUACGCCUUCGACCAUGCCCUGUCUGAUGUGAAUCGUACUCUUCCCUCCCAUUCCCCUUCCUCUUCCGUAUCCUGUGUUGUCUUGCCUCCUCAAAACACACACGUCAACACAGAAAUGCUGUCUCGGUGUGCCUGCUGGCUUGCUUGCCUCGGUGUGUGUCGCAUAGUUAUGUAUUAUGAGCGUGUUCACAUGCCACACGACAAGCACACUAUUCGUGCGUCUGCCUCCCUUCCCCCUUCCUCUGUCUUCUUUCCUGUCCUGCUUUCGCAUUAGUAAUCGCUCCAAUCCUUGAUCCCCCC